AUGAUUUUUAAAUUAAUAAUCUUAAAAUUUGCACUAUUUUUGCCUUUUGUAUUAUCUUCAACUCCUAGUUAUUCUGUAUAUGAAACAAGUUCGCUAAGUGGGCAAAGUCAAUAUGACUGUUUAUAUUGGGCAAAUGGAAACUAUAUUAUUCUAAAUUAUUGUAUUCGGCCAAAUGGUUCUGAAACUAUAAAUUUUUUACCUUAUCAAUCAGCUAUAAACGGUAAACGAUAUGCAUUUUAUGAAUUAUACCAAUUAAAUAUAAGUAGUUAUGAUUUGUAUCAAUGGUCAGCUCCUAUUAAUCUAAUUGAAAAAUACCAAAUGUAUCACGAUAAUAUAACGAAUUCUUCUCUCGAUUACGAAUUGUAUUAUAAUUGUUCCAAACCAUGGUUUGGAACAUUUUGUCAAUACACACUGAAUUCUAUUGAAUCAUUUGACCAAAUUAUUGCUGAAAGAUUCCAAUCGAGAAUAAAAUAUGAGCCGACAGAUGUUAUUAAAAUUACAAAUGGCACAUGCUAUACUGGUUUAAAAUGUUAUAGAGGUCCAUCUCCAAUAUGCUUAGAUUGGAGAGAAAUAUGUGAUGGAAAAGUUGAUUGUUUUGAUGCUGAAGAUGAAAAAUAUUGCUCUCAAUUAGAAACAAAUACAUGUGAAAAAGAUCAAUAUCUCUGUCAAAAUGGAAUGUGUAUACCGGAUAGUUUAAUAAAUCAAAUAGGAAUUAUUCCAGAUUGUAUAGACGGUUCAGACGAACAAUAUAUGAGGUCUUUUACCGAUAUUUGUUAUAAAGAACCUUCUCCAAAAUGCGAAGAAUAUUCCUGUACAUGGAAUAAACGAUAUUCAUGUGGAGAUGGACAAUGUUCUGAUAUUCACCCACCGACGUAUUUGCCAUUAUGCUUUAAUGGACGAGAUCUAUUGCAUUCUAGAUCUCAAUUGAUUCAUACUGAAUUAUCAAAAUUAUGUUGGGAAGCAAUCAUAUGCUCAUUAGGAUUUGGUCGAAUAUUUGAACUACUUUGUGUCUGCAGGAUGUACGAUUUUUGUACUGAAAUCAUUCACUAUGAAUGUCGUUCGAUAUUCUUUUUUCCAUUUAUAUCUAUUCUAGACAGACAUGUUCGUUUUGUAUAUACAAAAAAUAAAACAGAUUGGUCAACAAAUGUAUCCCCAGAUUACAUAUGUUAUGAUGAACUGCGAUGCAAUUUCAUCAAGUCCACAAUAACUGAAGAUACACUGAAAUGUCGACAUUUUGAAAAAUUUGAUAUAGACGCUAAAUAUAAUAAUUGGAUUAAAUUAUUUAUCGAUGUUCAACAUAUUUUUAAGGGGUGCUCGCAUAUGUAUCAUAAUUGUUUACAUUCAACAUUAUUUCAUUGUCCUAAUUCAUCAAAAUGUAUAUCAAAAACUCGUUUAACAGAUGGUUAUGAAGAUUGUUAUAAUCAGGUUGAUGAACAUACCAACAGUUGUUUACUUGAUUUAAAACAUCGUACCAAGUGUAGAUCCGAAGAUAAGUGUAUUCCAAAUAUGGCAUUAUUGGAUGGUACUAGGAAUUGUUUAGGUGGUGAGGACGAAGUGCCAAAUUUUGUAUGCUCAUCAAUUGAAUUGUGCAAUGAAAAUGAUAAAACUUUAUUUAAAGCUAUAUGUAAUGGUUCGGUGGAAUUUUCAUCUAUACUGGAAGUAACAGAUGAAACAAAUUGUGAAGAAUGGCCAUGUCGUACACAGUACACAAUUUGUGAUAAAACGUGGAAUUGUAGAAAUGGUAAAGAUGAAUUUAAUUGUCCAUAUUUUCCCAUCAACUGUAAAAACUUUGAACAUUAUUGUGUCAAACCCGAAACUGGUGAAUUAGGUUGCAUAGCAGUUGAUUAUAUUAAUAAUAAUCAAACUGACUGUUUAGGAUCAAGCGAUGAAAGAGAAUUUUGUCGUCAAAUGUAUCCGAAUAUAUCAUCUAAAAGACCAAAAUACCUUAUCUAUUUACUCUAUCAAACUCGUCCUAAAUUAUAUUCAAACUAUUCUGUUCGUAUUGAUGUUUUUAGUGUAAAUGUGUUGAAUAAUAUUAUUGUAUAUAAAGCAAGUUGGUUGUUUAAUAUUCCAUUUCCAUUUUUACCCGUUAAUAGACUUGCAGUAGAUUUAGUAAUAUCUAUAAAAAAAUCGGAAAAAGUGGCUUGUCAAGAUGCAAACCUAAAAUGUGAAAAUGGACAAUGUUUCCAGUACUCAAAUUCUAAGACAUAUUAUUGUAGAUGUAACAAGGGCUGGUCUGGCAGAUUAUGUGAUAUUCAAUAUCAGUGUUCUUGUUCACCAGGCUCAGUAUGUAUUGGAACAACUAUUGACUCAAGGCCAAUAUGUAUAUGUCCGUUAGGGAAAAUCGGUCCAUUAUGUUAUAUUUUUCAAGGAUUAUGUAAACGUGAUAGCUGUAAAAAUGGUGGCAUUUGUGUCGUUUUGGAUCAGAGAGUGUCAAGAGGUUUCUCUUUUGGAUGUAUCUGUUCAUCAGCAGAAUACUACGGUGAAUUUUGUCAUCGUAUAAGAAACAAAGUUCAUAUUUCAUUCGUUGGUGUAUCAGUACCAAUGUCACUAUUAGUUCAUUUUAUAUUAACAUAUAAUUACCAAUUGCCGGACCGCACUACAUUGGUCAAACAAAUACCUAUGUAUCAAAAUAGUCUUAUUAUACAUCGGUCAUCAGAUCAAUUAUUUCAAAUUAUUUAUUUGGAAUUUCAAAAUAAUUAUUAUUUAAUUUAUUUACGUAAAUCUAAGAUAAGUUCAAAAUACACUAAUGCAAUAGUUACACCGUCAAAUAGAUGUCCACAUAUACAAGAAUUACUUAAUAAUACAAUAGUCUCAUACCAUUUAUUAAAAGGAAUAAAACAGUAUCAUCGUCCAUGUCAACAACAACAUGAAUUGAAAUGUUUUUAUGAUGAAACACAGAUGUGCUUAUGUACAGAUGAUCAUAAUUCAGAUUGCUUUGAUUUUGAUCACAAUAUGACGUAUAAUUGUAACGGUUAUAAUUAUUGCGAAAACGAUGGAAUAUGCUUUCAAGACCAGCCAUACUGUCCUACAGAUUCUGUAUGUAUAUGUAAACCGUGUUAUUAUGGGAAUUUAUGUCAUCUGUCAUCGUCAUAUUUUGUACUUUCACUUGACGCAAUUAUAGGUUAUCACAUUCAGCGUUAUACAACGAUUAAUCAUCAACCGUUCAUAGUUAAAUUAAGUAUUGUAAUAACAACAAUUAUGCUUACAUUUGGUAUUACAAGUAAUUUAUUAUCGAUAUUAACAUUCAAGCAGAAGAAAGCACGUGAUGUUGGUUGCGGUAUCUACCUACUAUCAUCUUCAAUAAUUUCUCUACUAACAAUAUGUAUGUUUGUCUUAAAAUUUUGGGGUUUAUUAUUAACGCAAAUGAUGCUUUUCACAAAUCAAACAUAUCUUCAUGUUGAUUGUAUUCUCACUGAAUUUUUAUUAAAGUUUUUACUACCAACUGCUGAUUGGUUAAAUGCAUCUGUUGCUAUAGAACGUGUAGCAACAGUUACACUAGGUGCAAACUUCAAUAAGUCUAAAAGUAAACGAUCAGCUAAAUUCAUUAUAAUUUUUAUUAUCGUUAUAAAUAUCGCUAGUUCAAUACAUGAUCCAAUCAAUCGACGAUUAAUUGAAGAUCCUCAAGACCAACGUUUAUGGUGUUUUGUCAGUUAUCAACAUUCAACUUUACUAACAUCUUAUAAUACCGUAAUUAACAUGAUACAUUUUAUUCUACCAUUCAUUAUUCAUUUCGCAUCAUCGUUGAUCAUUAUCAUUACAACAGCGCAUAAGCGAUCUAUUGUUCGCACAAGUCAAACCUAUUAUGAACAUUUAAAAGAACAAUUUAAAACCUAUAAACAUUUAAUUAUAAGUCCAUGCAUUCUAAUUAUAUUAACAAUUCCACGGCUGAUUAUUUCGUUUAUUUCUGGUUGUAUUAACACAGCUCGCGAACCUUGGCUGUACUUAUCUGGCUAUUUUAUUUCAUUUAUGCCAUCGGUAGCAACGUUUCUCAUUUUUGUAGUACCAUCACAUACAUAUAAAACAGAAUUUUAUUCAGUAGUAAAAUACCAUUAUGCACGUACUACACAAUAUUUGCAUACUGGUGUAACUUUAACUUAA
Didymodactylos carnosus is the source of this 4101-nucleotide messenger RNA. NCBI's taxonomy places the organism in Eukaryota, Metazoa, Rotifera, Eurotatoria, Philodinida, Philodinidae. The record is from the annotation of a GenBank genome assembly.